Messenger RNA from Blumeria graminis f. sp. triticale, 66 nucleotides. The record is from the annotation of a GenBank genome assembly. Lineage: Eukaryota; Fungi; Ascomycota; Leotiomycetes; Helotiales; Erysiphaceae.
AUGAUCUCAGAAAGAGAAAGGAGACCUAAUACAUACCUCACUUUUAUACCUUACAUUUUGCUUUGA